AUGGACCAAACAUCGUGGCUGGACCUCUCAGCCGAUGGCGAUACACCAACCUCGCCAUCGCCACCACAGUCUCCCCCGAGCAGCCCAUCCAAACUCACUCGAUCGAAAUCCAUCAUCGAGCGCGUCGCCAGCAGAGCCUCCGAGUAUUCCAUAUCCCCCAACAGUUCGCGUAGUGAAGACCAGCUCGUUGGCCGCUCUGGACUCCCGCCUUGGGAUCGAACCGUGGAUGUUGUCUUCCACAAGUACAAGCAUGGAGACGCCAAACCCGAUGAGAGUAAGACAUUUCCUGAGCACGUUCGCCGCCUUAUCCUCGAGAAUCUCGUCGCGUCUUACGAGGUUUUGGGAUCCAAGCCCAUUAGCCUCAAUAGAUUCAGCUGGGACCAAGACUGCUGGGAACCUUCCGACUUCGUCCCUCUUGGCGAGAUUCUCGCGACUUUCCGCCCUUACUUGAGCGUCUCGUUCGAUUUCUAUGCCACUAUUUUCCUUGCAAUCUUGUCGGAGCAUACUUUUCACGUUACUUUUUCACCAUUCAUCGGCCCGAGACUCAAUCCCCUGGCCACAACGUGGCUCAACAGGUACGGCAUCUUCAUCAAGUCUCUCAUUAUUGAGAUCGAUCUAUCCCGCCUAGGUCUCGGUCCUGCUCCUGAAGCCGUCGAUUUAUUUCCCGGUACUGGCCGUCUCCAAAGUCUGCUUCUCGAUUUCAGCUUGUCCCAGCUCGAAAGAGCCCCAGAAGCUCCCCUUGAGGCUCUCAUUCUCACGUGCCGUCGCUUCCACGGCCAAAGAGAAGACAUUCCUGAUCCGCCCAAAGAUCUCUCAGAGGGCAAAAUCUCUGUCAGAGCCAGUUCUGCGAGCCCUCAAAACCAGUACUCGUCUGCCGAAAGUUCCGGCAGGCAGUCUUCCUGCGACAUUUCUGAGAGAUCAGUUCGAGUCGUAUCUCCCGCCCCAGAAGACUUCUUUGAACAGAGCGAGCUUGACUUUGAAGAUGAUGACGAAGAAGAAGAAGAAGAUGGUGAUGACGAGCACACCAAUUUGGACGAAGACGAAGACGAAGGCUAUGUUGUCAACAUGUCGAUCGAAAGCAGCGAAGACUCCUCCGACUCCUUCUCCAGCUCCGAUUCAUCCUCAAACCCCGACACAAGUCUAGCUCUUCCGCCAUCCAUCCAAGAGGAAGUCUUUUCAUACUGUCCAGAAAAAAACCUCUCCAUCUGCAAUCACCUCGUCCGCCUCCGCAACAAUGUCACUUCCCUCCGCAUCGCUGGCUUCAGCGAGGCGUAUUCCCACGCCUUCCUCGCCACCCUAUUUCCCGAGGUUAAAACCCUUCCUCUAGCACAGCAUUCCUACCGUGUUACGCCUUCUACCUUUUGGCCUCGUCUUCGCGGUCAGAAAUCUUGGGUUGACGCCGGUCAAGGGACUCUCGUGCUGGACGACCACGAGAUCACACCAGAGCCAUGUAUCUUUCCCGAGGGCCCUUUUCAACUACCACCGCCAUUCGUUAAUAAAUCAAGCAUCAAGUCGUUCCCAAUGGGCCUUGAGACGACAACUCGCCCGAGGAACAACACCGUCAGCUCGGGCUCGAGCUUGCCAUCUCAGAAAAGCUUGGAAAGCAACGAAGAGGCAAACACUUCGAAAAGUUCGCGGUCUAGCUGCGAGAAGUCCAAGGUGCAAAAGCUUUUGGGCAGGCGCAAGGGAAAAUCGAGACGCAGACCGAGGCCGAUUUCGGCGCCUUGA
This is a messenger RNA of Trichoderma aggressivum f. europaeum, 1728 nucleotides long. RefSeq lists its product as uncharacterized. Lineage: Eukaryota; Fungi; Ascomycota; Sordariomycetes; Hypocreales; Hypocreaceae. The transcript is spliced from 3 exons. The coding region runs from base 1 to 1728 and encodes 575 amino acids. The record is from RefSeq and is a predicted model, not a curated record.